Molecule: messenger RNA, 1725 nt
Organism: Peniophora sp. CBMAI 1063
Lineage: Eukaryota; Fungi; Basidiomycota; Agaricomycetes; Russulales; Peniophoraceae
Source: the annotation of a GenBank genome assembly
AUGCUCCCACCCGCUGUGGCAGGACUCGCUGGCACAGCAUCUGGGAAGGACAAUGCGCGCCAUUUCCCCCUUACUCGCCGCUCAAUUCGUCGCCGUGGCUCUCAUAUUGACGCGGAUCAUAUUGCAAGCUACGCAGACUCUAUAAGGGCAAAGUACAGCUCGAUAUCGCUGUAUGCUGGCCCACAGAGUCAACUGAGCCGCAGGGCGACGACCACCGAUAUCAGGACACUACUGGAACCCAGCGACGAGCGGUAUCUUGCCCUCAUCGAGGUUGGUACUCCGCCCCAGACUCUCUAUGUUGUACUUGAUACGGGCUCUUCGGAUCUUUGGUUCGCGACAACGGCAUGUAACUGCACCGACGGGGCCCAGUUUGAUGUUUCGCAGUCGUCCUCGCUCAGUACCUCCUCGAUACCUAUUCAACUCGAUUACAACAGCGGAAACGCUUCAGGAAUACUUCUACAAGACACCGUCACCCUGGGAUCGUAUACAGUGCCCGACCAAAUCUUCACGGGGGUCACGCAGGUCCAGACUGGUGUCACUUUUGGACUGGAGGCGGGGUUCCUCGGAUUGGCAUUCGGAGCUAUAGCGGUCUCUGGCGCUACGCCGUUUUGGCAAGCCCUGAUCAACGCGGGAGACCUCAGUGCGCCCGAGAUGGCCUUCUAUCUGACGAGAUCUAGUGAUGUGGCGACGAAUACGGCUGAUUUACCUCCUGGUGGAACUUUCACGCUCGGCGGCACAAACAGCAGCUUCUACAUGGGCGACAUCGACUUCCAUCCUUUCCCUAACUUCACACAACCUGGCUCUUGGCUGCAAAUCGUGACCGGUGAGCUCCCGUCACGUUCUUCUCCGAUGGUCAGAUCGGGGAUGGCGCACUUUCGGGUCGACGCGUAUGCCGCGGUCAAGCCAUCGAGCUUUAUUCAGGUCAGGUUCGCUGACACUUCUCUGGUAGAACUGACUGUAAACGGGAAUGGAAUCGACAUUGGUCCAGACGAGAACAAUAUUGCUAUCAUUGAUACCGGCGCGUAUCACAUUGGCGGCCCAACGCAAGCCGUACAAGGAUUCUGGGCGCAGAUCAACGGUUCCCAGCCGAUCGUGAAUGGAAAGUUCACUGGGUUCUACCAGUUUCCUUGUAGCAUGAACAUCACGGCGACACUUUCAUUCGGAGGCAGGGCAUGGCCUAUCACUGCAAAGGAUAUGAAUAUCGGUUUUUCAAACUCACAACUUGCCGGAGAGCCUCUUUGCAUAGGUGCACUGUACGACCUUCAGCAAGCUGCAAUCCCAAAUCCAGACUUACCGGGCUUCUGGAGUGUGGGUGACACAUUCUUGAAGAACGUGUAUUCUGUAUUCAGAGCGGGCGGCAGUCCUGCUGUCGGGUUCGCCGAGCUGGCGUCGGAUGGCCCGAACAGCUCAAUCACCGAAGGUUCGACCACCGUAGGCUCGACCACCAUAGGUUCGACUACCGUAGGCUCGACUACCAUAGGCUCGACUACCAUAGGCUCGACUACCAUAGGCUCGACCGCUGUAGGCUCAACCACUACAAUGGCAGCUACUGCUACUGUCAACGCGUCAGUGACGGCGGGCGAGACGGCUCUUGGCACGACCGCUGCGGCAGCAGGCACUCCCAGUAGCGGUAACCUGCGUAUCACUUGCGCAUCUGUUGUCGGAGGCUUCCUCAGUACCAUUGCGAUGAGUGCGGUGACGGCGGCUUUGGCAGUUAUGGUCUGA